AUGUCGUUGAAUAUGCCACCCCACUUUGAUGGGAACAAUUAUGCGUAUUGGAAGGUUAGAAUGAGGGCGUUUUUGAAAUCCUUAGAUGAGCGUGUUUGGCAAAUUGUGGUAAAUGGUUGGUCAACCCCUAAUAUCACAAUAGACGGUAUAAUCACUUUCACCCCUAUUGUGAACUGGUCUAGAGCUCCAUUGGAUAGCUGUAAUUUAAAUAGUAAAGCCCUCCAUGCCCUAUUUAUGGCAGUGUCCCCCGAGGAGUUUAGGAGAGUGUCCAUGUGUGAGGUAGCAAAGGAAGUUUGGGAUAUUUUAGAAACCACACAUGAGGGAACUCAGGCAGUUAAGAGUUUUAAGCUGCAGAUGUUGACCACUAGGUUUGAAGAGAUAAGAAUGAAAGAUGAUGAGAUGUUUGAUGUCUUUUAUGCGAGUUUAGAUGACAUAGUAAAUUCGUCCUUCAACCUAGGUGAGAAAAUCCCUAGGCCUAAGUUAGUGAGAAAGAUUCUUAGAUCCUUACUUGAGUGUUUUAGGCCUAAAGUCACGGCAAUUGAGGAGAGUAAGGACAUAGACACUAUCAAGGUAAAGGAAAAAAAGCCUCAAGAGAGACAAAGAGGUACUUCGAGUGAAUCUAGGAAGAAAUCUAAAUCCGUGAGAUGCCAUAACUGUCGCAGUUUCGGUCAUGUGAGGAAUAAGUGCCCUAGUGCUAAGAGAUUUGAAGAGAAGGCUAUGAAUAAUACUCUCACUGAUGACGAGUUUAGCUCGGAAAAUCAGAGUGAGAAAUCCAUCCGUGAGGAGAGUGGAAAAUAUGUGGCCUUCGUUGCUAAGGGUAAAAGUGGAUCCGAUCAGGGGAGUGAAAGGAUAGAGGACUUAGAUAAUAGUGAAAAUUCUAGUGAUGAGAGUGGAAGAUCUAGAAACAGCCUAUGA
Messenger RNA from Olea europaea var. sylvestris, 915 nucleotides. RefSeq lists its product as uncharacterized. The record is from RefSeq and is a predicted model, not a curated record. Gene Ontology annotation, molecular function: zinc ion binding; nucleic acid binding. Lineage: Eukaryota; Viridiplantae; Streptophyta; Magnoliopsida; Lamiales; Oleaceae. The coding region runs from base 1 to 915 and encodes 304 amino acids. The transcript is spliced from 2 exons.